AUGCCUCGUCAUUCUUUGAGAUGUUCUGCAUCUCUAGAUAUCAGGGACAGUCAAAAGGUCCUCCUGCCGGGCCCACCGACUCCAGGCGUGCCUAACUUCUCGAGGAUCUUGUCAGUACGAGCCCAGGGGUCAAAUUUAUCAGUCAAGAAAAGAAAAAAGCCUGAACAGUCCACAAUGCGCAAUCCUUCCAAAGUACAAGGGGUAAAGCGAUGGGAUGCCAAAACUCACAAGACUGCCAAUUGGGAUGGUCUUCGUCGAGACGAGGAACUUUGGCAGCAAGAUGGCGACUGUCUCGUUCAUCUUUACGGCCAAGGGAAAUCUAAAAGAGGUGCAUCUCUGAGGACAAAUUACGCCCAGAUCGAACAAGUUGCAGGCGAAUCAUUCUUGAGCACAUACCUGGCUUCCGACUCAAAUUCGUGCACCGAGAGUCUCGAUGGUACGACAACAAGCACAUCGUCCACACAAGCAGAGCACGAAUUGUACAUAGCAGCUCCUGAAGAUGCUGUCCGAGAAGAUGCCUAUCGCUGGCACGUCACAACCCGCAACUUCUUUGCAUAUAUCGAAGACAAGCCACUGGUUGGAUCCAGUCUGGGCAAGACUCUGAUCGACCUAUUGGAACGUGUCCAGCUCUUCUGCCCGGACAAGGCCAAAAACAACAACCAGUACUUCCUGGCAUAUGCUCAGCGACAAGGCUACAUGAAGUUCGUCAAUCGCCCGGACUAUGCUUUGGCCUUUCUGAACUUCUCCGAAAGGUUCAAGUUGAAGGACCUUUGGAUUGACGCAUUUGCCCACUGUGUCGGCAUGAAUGAGCAGUUGGACCUUAGUCCUGAGUUUGAUGAGGUUAGCAAAGUAACGAAAGCUUUGAUAACAAGAUCAUAUCUUGAGAUGGACUUACACUUGGGCCGAGUGAGCAAGGCUUUGAAGACGUUCUUGGAAGAUGAACUCGCUCCUACUCAUCUAGGGCUGCCGACACCUGCCCGCAACCAUCUGGACCGCUUCCGCUCGUUCAUGCACUCAUACUACGUCAACAAGUUUGGUUACUGGCCACCGGAAACAGGAGCUAUUAUGGACAAAGGUCUUUUGCGAAGCAUACACCAAGAAUUCCAACUGCUUUAUGAUUAUCUUGUCGACAGGGAUUCUUCUCCCUCGCAGAGUCCGAGCAAGCUGUUGACUGGAGGCAUCUGCGUCAUGCAGAAUGUCGAUGCUUUCAACGCCCGUCACAACUAUGAGCCGCUACCGCACCCAUCACCUCUGUUACCGGAUUACCAUAGCCUCGAGUACAGGACUGCAUCGCAAAAGGGCCUCAAGUCAUUGAGAUUGGCCUCGAAGCCUAGCAAGGCUGAGCAAUCUGGGACAGCACGAGCUGCACUUUCAGCAGCGACAAACAAGCUUGCGUCAAGCUCACCACUCGUCCGAAACUACGUCUACUUCGAGGGCGAGCUGACCUUCCGGCCAGAGGAGAAGCUGUCUGUUGGAGACGCAAGAAAGGUCCGCUGGAUUGCGAUCUACAGCAUUUUGCAAAUGCUCACCAACGCGAUCCGUGCUCCAAAGGAGGUUGUUGAUUCCGAGGCUGUACCAUAUCACCUCUGCUUGCUGACAACCGGCAUGCCUCCAUGGAACGAGGAGGUUGAUAGUGUUGCUACUCCUCAAACCUCGACGCCGCGACCAAUCAAGAUGGAGAGGGAAAACAGUGACAAGACCGUAUUCACCAUCCAUCCUGACUGCGAGGACAACGACUACUUCUCCCACAAGACUAUGCCAAAGCGAUGCGAUUCACACUCAUCUCUGCGACCUCAGCCACUACGCAUCAACACAACAAGCGGAAUGAACCGAACCAGUUCGAUCAGAAGUCUGCACAAGAGCUUGACUUCGAACUUCUCCUUUCCCUCGCGCCGCAACUCAGUCAAGUCGCCCGUCGUUUCGACCGAAAUCUCCGGUGCCUCCAACACUGCCGACUCUUCGGUGAACAAACGCUUCUCCGGCUAUUCGUUUGCCAUCAGCGAGGAAGAAAAUCUGGACUACCUUAAUCCUCACCAACCGGAGGCCUCGUCGUUUGAGAAUCACUACCGUCUUCCUGAAGCUCGUACUCCCACACUCGAUGUCUUCAUGCUGGACUCUUGCGCAUCGCCCGAGCUGCCUUCCACACCCCUGAGCACAGCAUCUUCCUCUAUGUCGCCAACCUCAGUAUCGAGCCGCAUGUGGGACAACAGCCCCAACAGUGUCAGCAGUGAUGACAUGGACUGGUACGAGCGCCGCAACAGUGCAGGAGUCUACGGCAUGGACCACGACAGCGUUUAUAGCGACCAAGCUCGCAAAUCCAGCAAGUCGAGCUCAGUCUCCUCUGGAUCCAACACCCCCAUCGUCGAUCUGUCUACCUUGACCGCCUCUUUCGCCGCCGCCGCAACUGCAAAGAUGCUCUACACUCAUGCAGGCCUGACUUCUCAACACGAGAACCAGCAGCAGGCUGCUCAGAUGCCUGCCUGGUGGAGUACCAGCAACGACAAGAGGCAAUCAGGUCAAAUCUCCGUGCCUGAGGAGGUACCCGAGGAAGAUGUCAUGGCGGGAAGAAAGUGCAGUGGAGAGUUCACUGUAGACAGAGGACUGGAAAGCACAGUCGACAUCUUUGAUGCCAUGCGCUUGCUGAACUGA
This is a messenger RNA of Aureobasidium pullulans EXF-150, 2649 nucleotides long. RefSeq lists its product as uncharacterized. Lineage: Eukaryota; Fungi; Ascomycota; Dothideomycetes; Dothideales; Saccotheciaceae. The transcript is spliced from 2 exons. The coding region runs from base 1 to 2649 and encodes 882 amino acids. The record is from RefSeq and is a predicted model, not a curated record.